Messenger RNA from Drosophila guanche, 3846 nucleotides. Its product is annotated as box A-binding factor. The transcript has 7 exons. Lineage: Eukaryota; Metazoa; Arthropoda; Insecta; Diptera; Drosophilidae. The record is from RefSeq and is a predicted model, not a curated record. The coding region runs from base 1162 to 3660 and encodes 832 amino acids.
GCUUAGCAUUUUCUGGACCAUUUUGACUGUUGUCCAUACCUCUCUUUUUCAUCAGCAGCGUGUGCUUGUUGCCGCACAACAUGUGUCCGGGCACCAGCAACAUCUGAGGGCGGGCGCAUUUGAAAGAACGGCCUUGCCGCCCCAAUGUAUCUCACAAAUCUCACAAAUUUUUCGGGAAGGAAACAACGUGUCGAAUUUUUUUCUGAAUUCAGAAAACUCGUCGUGAAUUUCUCGUGGCUGUUGCUGCCUCUUACUCGUGGAAGUGUGCGUGUGCGCGCGCGUUUGUGUGUGUGCGUGUGUAAAGGAGAAAUUAUUUUAAAACCGGUUCUCUUUCCUUUGAAAAUUGUCCGUAUUUUUUUUUUGUAUCGAAAACCCAAACAAAAUUUAUAAUAAUUUGAAAAGAGUUUGUGCGUUUUUAUCAGGAGGAAAGGUAGACCGCUCACUCACACCACUCCAUUCGAUUCGAUCGCUUCGAAAAAACGCCGCGAAAACAACAACAAAAUAUAGCAUUUAUUUUUUUUAUUGUGCUCCUGCGAAAAAAAUCCCAUCAAAAAGAGUGUAAAAGUGUUCCAAAGAAAAAUCCAAGAAUAUAGAGAGCCAAAAUCGAAAGCUAAGAUCAAAGCCAAAAGGAAAAAUAUUAAAAGUGCAAGAAAGAGCAGAGGCGUAAAAGAAGUCAAAAAAAGUGUGCAAGAAAUACGAGAAACAAAACAAAAAAGUUGCAAAUCUUACCGAAUUUUUCGAGGAAGGAAAAAAGCUAGAACUUUUGAGACGACACAACUUUUGAGGUGCAGAAAAAAGUACAUUUUUAAGGAUGCGCAUCGGUUGGAUGCAGCCAAGUCCUUAGAGAAGAUUGAGGCGCAAUUUAAAAAGAAGAAAGCUCAAAGCAGUAAAAAGAAGCAACGCAAACAAACUGAAUUCAAGUUUUUGUUUUAAGUUUGAUGAGCCAUUAGAGAGGGAAAUGUUGUGCGACUCUGCUGCUGAAUGAAUGAAAGCAUCUGGCACGAAAGUGGAACGAAAGUGGAAAAUGAUGAUGCCCCACUACUGAAAGGAAAACCCACACCAAAAUAAAGCGAAGAAUAUUCCCCAUAAGAUAGAGCUAGAGAGAGAGCGAGAGGCAGAGAGUACCCCAAAAAAACGAUCAGCAAAGACCCAGAGAGCAUCAUGUAUCCGGCCAGUGCCAGCAGCAAUGCAGGAUCUGCAUCCAAAUUUCAGAAUCGUUGCGCAUCGCCACAGUUCGCCAGCUUUGCGCCGCCGCCACCGGGUGACUAUCCGCAUUCGCAUCCGCAUGCACAUUCGCAUCAGCAUCAACAUCAGACGACAGCCGCGGCCGUACACAAUGCCCCAGGGGGCGGUGGUGCCGGCGGCUCGAUGCGGCAUCCCAGCCAGCGCUCCACCACGUCCACGGCAGCGCAUCAAAUGACCCUCAAUCAUGGCGGCCAUGGCCAUGGCGGCCACAAUCACGGCCUCAAUCACGGCCUGAGCAUGGGCCAUGGCACGGCGGCCACAUUGGGCCACCACCAUCAUGUGGGCUCCCAUCUGAUCUUUCCCGAUGACAUGGACAGCAUCGAGUUCUGCAUGCCAGCAGCGCCCUCCUCCUCGUCAUCCUCAUCACAGCAGAAUGGCGGGGAGCAGCUGCUGUUGGGCAGCAGCCAUGGGGAGGCAUUCACGGAGCGUCGACGACGCGGACAUAGUCGCAGGAGUAACCAUAAAAUGGAUGUAGAGCAGCAGGUGAAGUGGUCCCGCAAGAAUAUUGCAGCCACCAUGGAACGCUUUGAGCCCACAACCAACACACAGUCCUCGUCGUCCACCUCAUCGCUGGACUAUGGCUUUGCCGCCGGCGUUAUGACGCCCAGCAGCAGCAGUGCCACGCCCUCGCAUGGCGGAGGCGCCUCUGGUGGCGGCAUGUCCUCCACACCGUCGUUGCACGUGGCCUUCAAUGGAGGCGGCUCGGGCAGCGCCGGGGCAGGGGCCAGCGGUGGGGCCGUUGGAGCAGCAGCUGCAGCGGCGCCAUUCAAUCAUGUCUACUCGUACGCCUACUAUGAGCCAGGGGCGGCCAAGUGCCACACGAAUGUGCCCGCCCAGGGAUCAGCACAGGCCCAGGCACUGGCCCAUGCCCAUGCGCAGGCCCAGGCCCAGGCUCAGGCGCAGGCCCAUGGACAGAUGCAAGCGCCAUCGAAGAGUCCGCCCAGGAACUCCAUACGCGCCCUGCUGGCCAAGAGUUUCCGCUCAAAAUCAUCGACCCACAACGGUGGGCAGUCGACAUCGUCGUCGCCAAGCGCCGAGGAUCGGGACAGGCACACGUACACCACGCGCUACGGCACCACCGAGAAUCUGUACGAGGAGGUGAGCGAGCAGAAGAUCCGCAAGGUGCUCUCCGACAAUCGCAUCGCCUCGUCCAGCGCGGGAAACGUGAAGGAGGAGCAGCGCCGCGUCCAGCACAAUCAUUUCCGUGUGCUCGACGAACUAAAUCUCUCGCUGGAGGCAUUGAUAAUGCCCCCAACGCCGCCGGAUAUUAGCCCCAGUCAUGCGAUAGCCGUUGCCGUCGAUGAGCUGGGAAUGGGAAUGGGCAUGGGCAUGGGGCCCAUAAGUGCCCCCUCCAACAGCAGUGGCCUGGGACAGGCCGUGGCCUGCUCCAACUCCUCCUCCCCAGGCGGAGCGGCGGCGGUGCCAUCCUCACUGGUGGCCAGCAGCAGCAGCAGCAGCAGCCAAUCGAAGACCGCCCAGAGGCCACGACGCGGUGGAUUGUUGGGCGGAGCGGCGGCCAGUGCCAGUGCUGCCUCCAGUUCGGCCUCGCAUGCCAGCCUCGAGAAUCUAUCGAGCACUCUGAAUAGCAUGGAGCUGAAGGAUCAGCAUCAGCAUCAGCAACAGCAACAACACCACCAGCAUCAUCACCAGCAGCAACAGCAGCAGCAGCAGCAGCAUCAUCAGCAUCAUCAGCAUGGACACACGAGCAGCUGUGUUAAUCCGGAAUUCGAUGAGGGGGAUCUGGACAGCGGAUUCAGUGGCAGUGGCAGCAGCAGCGGUGCCAGCUACAACGAAAGUUUGCGCUACUACAAGUCGGCAACGCCCACUGGCCACAAUCCCAAUCUCAAUCUGAAUCUGAAUCUAAGCUUGAAUCCCACGCUCCACCAGCAGCAGCAUCCACUGAACAACAACAACAACAACAACAACAACACAUUGCCACACAAUAUUCGCAGCUGCCGCUCGUCGACAGCCUCUGGGACAUCGACAUCGAAGAGCAGCAUGGCCAGCUGUGGCGAGGAUCAAGGCAUCGCAGGAAUGGGCAUGAUGGGAGCAGGCGGAAUGCCUGCUGCUGCUGCUGGUGCUGGUGCUGGUGUGGCAGGACCCACUGCCGGUGCUGUCGGAAUGCAGGAUGCCAGCCUGGGCUCCCUAUCGCCCUUCCAUUAUCCGCGCCGCUGUUCAGCAGAUCAGCAGCGUGCCUCUGGUCGCUCGGUUGCCUCCGGAAUGGGCAUAGGAAUGGGCAUGGGUAUGGGCAUGGGCAUGGGCAUGGGCAUGGGCAUGGGCAUGGGAAUGGGUGGAGGUGCAGCCACAGCGGUGGCCAUGUCUGGUGAGGGCAGCUGCAGUCUCAGCAGCAGCAGCAACGUGGCACUGUCCACCGGAGCGAAACCCAAGAAGAAUUUCUGGACCAUGAAACCGUGAUGCUACAAAAAGGCGCUGCGUCACAUAUGCAAAAAAUGGACUAUUGUCAUGGAAUACAAUUCAAAGACUGCCGCAUGCCAUGCCAUCCACUAUUACCACCAACCCAGCAACAACGGCAACAACAACGGCAACGGCAACAGCAACAACAACAGCAUUAGCAGCAGCAGCAGCAGAAGCAGAAGCAGC